CGAUGGCCGGCCCGCCGAGCUGCUAGCUCCGCUCACGCGCACAUGUCCGCCUUCAAGCGCACGCGCGCGGAGCGCUUCGCGGCCUUCGCGUCGACGUCGACGCAGGAGGCGGGCGAGAGCCGCUACUGGGGCCGCCUGAAGCCGUCCUUCGCCUGCGACUUCCCGAGCCCCAUCAGCGCCGUCGCCUUCGCGCCCGGCGAGGUGCGCGGCCCCGACGGCGCGCCCGUGUACCGCGUCUGCGUCGCCGCGGGCCUGGACGUCCACGUGUUGUCCGUGGGCGCGCGCCUCGGCAGCAGCUGGGACGCGCCGCGGCGGAAGUCCGUCGGGAGGUUCAAGGCAGUCGCCCAGGGCGCGUGCUGGCGGGGCGACGGCCGCCUGAUCGCCGUCGGCGACGCCGAGGGCGCGGUGCACCUCGUCGACGCCGCGAGCGGCGCGACGCUGCGCAGGCUGGCCAAGGGCCACGGCGCGGGCCGCGCGGCCAAGGCCGCGUGCUGGGGCCACGACAACUCCGUGUGCUCCGCGGGCGCGGACGGCACGCUCGUGCUCUGGGACGUGACGACGGGCGCGGGCGUGCGGCGCGUCGAGAACGCCCACGCCGACGCGGCGACGGGCCUCGCGUCGCGCGGCGACGGCAUGGUCGCGUCGUGCGGCUACGACGGGCUGGCCAAGCUCUGGGACCUGCGCCAGGGCGGCGCGCGCGCCGCGCGGACCUGGGACCACGGCACGCGCUGCGAGACCAUCGUGGCCGUGCCCGGGGGCAACCUCUUCGCGACGGCCGGCGGCCGCGACGUCGCGCUCUGGGACGGUUUGGACGACGCCGUGCUGCACCGCUUCCGCGACGCGCACGCCAAGUCGGCGACGUGCCUCGCCGUCGACGGCGCGCGCACGCGCUUGCUGAGCGGCGGCCUCGACGGUCUGGUCAAGGUCCACUCGCUCGCGGACCACGCGACGGUCGCGCGGUGCGGCCGCUACGCGGCGCCCGUGAACGCGAUCGCGGUCGCCGGCGGCGACGCGGCGGGCGACGCGCGCCUGCUGAACCGCGUGCUCUGCGUCGGCACGAACGCCGGUUUAUUGGACGGCCGCGCGCGCGACGUCUCCGCGCGCCGCGACGACCGGCGGCAGACGCUCAAGCCGCCGCCGGGCACGUUCCGCCACUUCGGCCGCGGCAAGGCCUUCUCGCCGGGCGCCCCCGAGGGCUCCGAGCCGCUCGUCGUCCGCGCGCGCGCGCCGAAGCUGGCCGCGCACGACGACGCGCUCCGCGGCUUCCGCUACAAGGACGCGCUCGACGAGGCGCUCAAGACGCGGGACCCGACGGUCGUCGUCGCCGUGCUUGAGGAGCUCGACCGCCGCGGCGGCCGGGCCAUCGCCCUCGGCGACCGCGACGAGAAGCGCCUCGAGCCCGUGCUCUCCUUCGCCGCCGCGCACGUCGCGCACCCGCGCUACGGGUCGCGCCUCGUGCCCGUCGUCGACGCGCUCCUCGACAUCUACGGCGGCGACCUCGGCGCCCACCCGUCCCUCGACGAGCUCUUCGCGAAGAUCCACAAGAACGCGACGACGGAGGUCGGCGCGAUGACCGCGCUCCUCGGCGUCUCCGGCGCCCUCGACGCGCUCCUCGCGACGAACCGGCUCCGCCUCGACGCGUAAAUACGGCUCAGUGUCUC
This is a messenger RNA of Aureococcus anophagefferens, 1661 nucleotides long. RefSeq lists its product as hypothetical. Gene Ontology annotation, cellular component: nucleolus. Bases 43 to 1644 code for a protein of 533 amino acids. The record is from RefSeq and is a predicted model, not a curated record. Lineage: Eukaryota; Pelagophyceae; Pelagomonadales; Pelagomonadaceae. The transcript is spliced from 2 exons. Gene Ontology annotation, biological process: rRNA processing; positive regulation of transcription by RNA polymerase I. Gene Ontology annotation, molecular function: protein binding.